AUGGAAGAAGCAGCAGCGAUCGCGACUGAGUCGUACCCACCACCAACCCAGGAAAGCCGACGGGUAGAAGCACUAAAAUGGCGAAGCCUUUCAUACGAUGGGUUCUUAUUAAGGGGUCCAGGAGGUUUGAAUCGUCAAGAUCGUGUGGGAAUAGUGCGAGCAGGACGUGGUGGUAUUUCGCCAGGCUAUUGGUUUGCCAUCACGAAACGGAAAGACCGAAAUAGACGGUACAUGUACCGAAUGCAUUGUGAGCUGCGAAACGCUCCAUGGAACUUUCGCAGCAUACCAAGACGCCUAUCCGGCAGUCUUCAUAUGAGAAGCAAAAAUCUCAAGGCUGAAACCUCUAAAAAUCCUAAGAUCACUUCCUACACUACUUGGACACUACCUGCACUACCCACAUGA
Messenger RNA from Opisthorchis viverrini, 402 nucleotides. RefSeq lists its product as hypothetical. Bases 1 to 402 code for a protein of 133 amino acids. The record is from RefSeq and is a predicted model, not a curated record. The transcript is spliced from 2 exons. Lineage: Eukaryota; Metazoa; Platyhelminthes; Trematoda; Opisthorchiida; Opisthorchiidae.